GAUAGAUAGAUAGAUAGAUAGAUAGAUUUGUUACAAUCUACUAUUCUAUUAUUUCACUUUUAAAAAUUUAAAUAUUUUUAUGGAAUUUAAAUACCUUUCUAUAGCCUUUUAUUUUAUUCUUUUCUGCUGCUAAUGUCUUUAAUUGUAUGUUUUAGCCCUUUUUUUUUUUUUUUUUUUUUUUAUAUAUAUAUUAAAGUAAAUGCCUUGCUUUCCAAAUGAUGAUGUUGAGUUUGUGCCUUAUACUGGAACUCCGAGGGUCUUUCCGAGUGUUUAUUUUCAUACUGUAAUUUAUGUUCCCUUUGCAUAAACCUCAAAAUAAACAGUACUGUGUACUUCCUGUUCGUUAUUCGGUUUUCUUUCCUUUCCCCUCUAAUUGUGAAGAUCCAUUUUUUUUGUAGCUCUGAUCUCCCACCUUUCCUCCGGGCCCUUGCUGUAAUCUAGCGCGCGGCUCUUUCAUCGCUCUCCUGGAUCGCUUUAACAAGAUUACACCCUAUCAGAUCUCCCACCUCGGUCGCCGUCCCCCCGGCCCGCACCUUCCCCGGCGAAGCCUCCCCGGUUCCUUUCUCCUCUACCUUCUUUGAUGCCCAUCGGUCGUUCGGCUUUGAGCUCCCCAGAUGGAGCAAAUAUGGGCCCUGGCGGCCCUCCGUAAGGUCCUGAGCCCUUAAUUCCAGCUUAGUCGCAAAAGGCCAGCGCUUGCUUUCUGGUUUUGGGUAUCACAGGAGAAGACAGGCAAGUGGUUUUGUGCCUCAUUUCUGAAGGGCAUGGGGGUGUUUGAAGGAUAAGAGGGCCUUGCUGUAAUAGAUACUUAUCUGACUGCCCCGCAGUCCUCAAACACGCUGCUCCUCUGAAGAGAUUAGAACCCAGGGAGGGCACAUUAGCUCUAAUCCCGUGCUUUGAGGGCUCUGCCCCACCCCGCGCUCCACUUAUUCUUGCCCCUUCUGUUGCAGGGGGAUACCUUGUAUCUGGCCCAUGUGUAAGGGGAGCCUGUGGCUACACGGGAGGGGGGUCGGAGGGUGUGUGUGUGUCUGUGUUUGCGGGGGGGAGGCCGCUGAAAAGCCCGGAGAGGCCUCCACUGCUGUGUAACUGAUUCCCGGCUCUCUGAAGAGAUUAGGCGCUACAUUGUUGGUUUGGUUGCUCAUUUCCAUCUGAGGGCCGCUCCCCCUGCGGUUAGGGGCCGCCGUCGUGCCGGGGAGGGGGAACUGAAACCAGCGGCUCAAGGCCUCCAGCUUCCUUGUAGUCUUUGUUUUACAAAUGACCCAAAAUGUAGAUGUCAUGUCACAGAUGCCUUACAAGCACACCGGGUAUUGAUUGUGAGGAGAAAACAGUGCAUUUGUUAAGCGCUUCGUGAGAGUCUCAAUGCUGGCUGUUACUCUGAGUUUCUGAUCACAGACGAACAAUAAUACCUUUUAUAUAUCCAUCAGUUCUCAUUCUGUCUAUCCACCUGACUGUAUGUCUAUCACACAUUUCUAUCUGUCAUUUAUCUAUCUUUAUCUAUCUAUCUCAUAAUUUUUUAAUCAUCUAUCAUCACAUCAUUUAUCAGACGCAUAUCUCUAUCAUCACUUUUUGCAUCAUCACAUUUGUCUAUCAAAACCAAUGUCUAUCUAUAUAAUCACUUUUUUGUCUAUUUCUCUCUAUCAUCACUUAUCAAACGUGCAUCUAUCAUAGGCAUAUCUCUUUUUAUCCAUCAAACGCGUUUAUCUAUCUAUAUCAUCAUUUUAUCUAUAUCUCUCUGUCAUCAUAUCUAUCAUAACAUUAUCUAUUAAACGUGUAUCUAUCAUCACUUUUUUUGCCUAUCAUCACAUUUUAUCUAUCAAACGCAUAUCUAUAUAUAUUUAUCAUCACUUUUUAUCUAUAUCUCGUCACUCUAUCUAUCUAUCUAUCUAUCUAUCUAUCUAUCUAUCUAUCUAUCUAUCUAGCUCAUUUGAUCUAUCAAACACUUAUCUAUCAUAAAAUUUUAUCAAACGCGUAUCUAUCUGUGUAUCAUCUCCUCUAUCAAGCACAUAUCUAUCCUGACAUUUCAUCUAUCUAUCUAUCUAUCUAUCUAUCUAUCUAUCUAUCUAUCUAUCUGUCUAUCUAUCUGUGUAUCAUCUCUAUCAAGCACAUAUCUAUCCUGACAUUUUAUCUAUCUAUCUAUCUAUCUAUCUAUCUAUCUAUCUAUCUAUCUAUCUAUCUAUCUAUCUAUCACAUUUUAGAUUUGCCUAUACAUAAGUUUGUGUCCCUUUUGUUGUUACUGCCUUGUUCUGUACUUUUUUGUGUGUGUGUUUUUUUAGCAGCAUCCCACUCUUUCGUUUCCGACAGCAGAACACGCAGGAGUCCGGAUGCCGUACGGACCGUAUUCUCAAACACGCACAAGGAUGCUAAUGCAGAUGGGCCCCAAUCUACAGCACAAACUCCAACCACCACGCCGCCUGUCACAGGCUAACGAACACCACCUGUCACUCACCCCAUGUGGGGGCUGUCAAUCAAAUCGCACCCAAUAAAGAAAGAGGAGUGGGCGGGCCCGGUCCAGACCCCUAACAAAGGCAUCCUCCCAUUGUAAACGUGUUUCGAGACGAUUGAAGACUCCGGCUGACCCUGACGUGUUGAAGCAACGCUAAGCCGGUAAGCACCGGCACCUUUUUUCUCUGAUCCUGCAGUUGUUGGUUUGCAUCGAUUAAUCUGGUUGAUCUGUUUGGUUAACCGCGACCCAAACCAAGAGGAUUUUUCGACGCGAGGAGUUCCAGUGGAGCGAAACAAAAUUGAAUUAAGCUCUCGGGAGAAAUCUCCACUCACGCCGAUCUUGAUUUCUCCGCGGUGAAAGACUGGGAAAAGCUCAUCUCUUAUCUGAAGUAUGUCGGCCUGGUAUCUCGCGCCGUUCUCCUCUCGGCAAAUGACUGACAUCCCGCGAGCAAACAGUCUUAACCGGACCUGUCAGAACACGAGCGCACCUGCAUUGUGUGCGAGAAGAGAGGAAAGAGAGGAGAAAGCCGAGUGCGCGAGGAACACAAUAAUCACAGCCCUGAGCUGCUUAUCUCCAGAGAUGCAGCAUAAGCUUUGCUCUUUGCUCUCCGUUUUCGACCAUUGUGCUAGUUGAGUAAAUUUGCUCGAGGCCCGAGGGGAUCUGAACCCCACCCCGCUUCCAAACUUAUCUCAGUUCGUCUGUCAGCCCUCCGAAUGUCUCGCGCCUUCGCACAACACUCGCCUUGCAAAACCUUAAUAAACACUUCCAAAUAAAAGGCCAACCUUUGGGAAAGAUCAAGGUGAGCGACGCCACUUUCCGUCGGAUAUGCCCUACCGAAAUGCGACUGAACUUCAUUCUGAGACUCUGUGGCAGUUUUAGGAAACAAUGCAUGCCGGCACUGUUUACUAGAUAACAGAUUAAAGAGCCAGUUUCAACAAAAAAACUUGUAUUUCCAAUGUCGGAGAGCCUGCGCCCCCCUGCUAUGGGGUUGUUUGCUGUGCUUUUCUUUCCAGGGCAUUGGUAUGUAUGUUUAGGAAUUCUAAUCUUAUCUGAGUAUCUCCCUACAUUAACAUCUGUUAUGCUGCAAUUACCAUAUACAUUAGUCGACACCUGUUUCGCUUAAACCUAUUUAAUUACGCCAAUUGUACCGGUUUGUUGUGGGCAAAAGCAAAGUCAUCCCCUUUUUAAAAGAGGUUUGAUGUUCCGUCACAAUAAAGGCACAUAAUUCAUAGUCCAGGGUCGUUUUGGAACCGAAAGACGAAAAAAUAAUAAUAAUAAUAAGCGUUUAUUAACGCGCGACGUGCACGGAAUUAUAAUAAAAAUAUUUCGCUUUUGGUUGAUUUGAUUUAAAAUAAAUAAAUAAGCGCGUAUUAGCAAGAUUGUAUAACGCGUUGACGUUAUUGCAUUCAGAUUUUUCAUAAAUAAAGCACGCGAUAUAUUAAUAACGUUAACGAAAGGGUUAUUUAACAACGCUUUGAGAAAUUAAAAUAGGCUAACGCAUAAUCUCAAAUGCAAAUUUCAUUAACGAAAGCGAAUCUGUUUUUAUACUGAUGAAUAAAACGUGCGACCGAGUCUGCAACAGUUGGGUGUUUUGUUUUACGUUAAAUCUAAUGCAAAUCAAAUCCAAAUCGGUGUUAAUUAGUUAAAACCGCAACACGAAGGAAGGGUUUUUCUUACUUUUACCAAAAGCAUCAGACACGCAUUGCACCGUGUUGCUAAUCAAAUUCUGAUAAUGGCUCGUCGUGUCGUGUCUUGUAUCGGUUUGCUCAGACAAAAAGAUGAAACGGUCUCGGCAAGAUGGAAAAAAGUUUAUUCCGAGUCGUUAAUGUGCGACGUUUGUAGGUGUUCCGAUGGCUUUCAAUCGCUUUUCUCGGCUGAGGAUAAUUCAAUUCAAUUUAAGGCUUUACGAGCGAUCGGAUGAAGUAAAAACUGUGAAAACAAAACCAAAAAAAUAUUAAACGCAAAAUGUCAUUUCACGUGCGCAAACACCAUUAAAAUAUUUUUAAACGCGCCUGAUAUUUAGGCUGUCCUUUUUUAUUUCUAAAUGCAUCUUAUUUUCAUGCUUUUUGUAGUUUUGUAUGAAAGUGUUUUAGAUCGUGCAAUCGUUUAGGAGCAUUUGCCAAAAAAAAAUGCGAAUUUCAAAUGAAGCUCUACUAUUUUCCCUCUUCGGUGCGGAUAAGCGCGAGAUAAGCAUCAUGAGUUUAAAGACUUUUAGAGGCCGUUAAAAGGAACAACCGAAAUUCUCCUUUGAAGGGAUUUAGCCCCGGCGAAAGACUUUGGAUCGGAGCCGUCAAUCAACCGCGGCAGCCCCGCCCACCGACGCGGCUCCGCCUAUAAAGAGCGCCCGUGAACUCGAGGGAGUGUCAUUCAAACAUCAGAGCUCAGGGAGUAAGGAUGCCUGCUUCGCCAACGGGGUUUGGAAACUUCUUCAUGGACAGAAACAUCAACAUGCCCGCUGGAUAUCAAUUAUUGGGUUGCACGCCCGGAAUGCAACAGCCGCCGCCACAUCUCGUGGGAAUGGCUGGGGUUCCCUUACCUUUCUCAGGAAUACCGGGGUACAGUUUCAUCCCUUAUCCUCAUCCAGGACACAUCGCGCACAUUAGCAAUUCCUACGACCUCAAGGCUGCGUCUCCGUAUCACCAAGCCCUCCUCGGGCGCGGAGGACCCUAUUACGCCCCGUAUCGUCCCAUGCCAGCCGACGACCCGAGCAGGGUCACCAAAGUGGCCACCAGAGAGAGCACCAGCGCCCUGAAGGCCUGGCUCAGCGAGCACCUCAAAAACCCGUAUCCCACCAAAGGCGAGAAGAUCAUGCUCGCCAUCGUCACCAAGAUGAGCCUCACGCAGGUGUCGACGUGGUUCGCCAACGCGCGCCGCCGCCUCAAGAAAGAGAACCGGGUCAGCUGGGCCUCCAAAGGAAAGUCCGACGAGGAGGAUGAGGAAGAGGAGGGCGAGAGCGAGGAGGAGGGGUCUUUGAGGAAAUGCACGGAGGACGAGGACGAGAUCGAUCCUCAGACGGUGGAUGAGGAGGAGGAGGAGGAGGAGGAAGACCGUUUAGCGGAAGGACUCGAUCAGCAAAAGGAAAGCGACAGGUCCGACGCGUCGCGCGAAGGGAAAAAGGAGGCGUGCAAACAAAACGCCGACGUCCAGAAACCCAAGAUCUGGUCCCUCGCGGAAACCGCCACUUCAGACGUCGCCAAGAAACCCUGCGACCCGAAACACCUCCACAGCCCAGACUUCGGGAAGUGGUGGGCCGGGUGGCCUUCGAGGGACUCCUACUCGCCCGUGAACCUCUCCACGCACGACCUGCUCAAACAGAGUCAAUGAAAGCGUUCUUCCGAGACGCUGUAGACUGAAUUUUGCACUUUGAAGCCCGUUGGGAACGUUUCGUCGCGGAAGUUUGCGUACAAGUUUAAUCCAAAGGAUGCGUGUUGUGUAAAUAUUGUACAGAUAUUUUGUUUAAAUUAUAAAUGCAUUUACCUGCUGACAUAUUUUUGCUAAAAUAAAACGGUGAAAAAUUGAAAA
Puntigrus tetrazona (Sumatra barb) is the source of this 5962-nucleotide messenger RNA. RefSeq names its product iroquois homeobox 7 (gene irx7). The record is from RefSeq and is a predicted model, not a curated record. Bases 4835 to 5764 code for a protein of 309 amino acids. The transcript has 3 exons. Gene Ontology annotation, molecular function: DNA-binding transcription factor activity, RNA polymerase II-specific; RNA polymerase II cis-regulatory region sequence-specific DNA binding. Gene Ontology annotation, biological process: cell development; neuron differentiation; regulation of transcription by RNA polymerase II. Gene Ontology annotation, cellular component: nucleus. Lineage: Eukaryota; Metazoa; Chordata; Actinopteri; Cypriniformes; Cyprinidae.